UUCGCCGGGACAGCGACACUAAGGCUGCUGAACUGGUCAAGAUGGAGAAGAUGCUGCAGCAGACCAAGGACCUGCUGGACAGGAAGACAGAAUCCUGCUCAGACAGCAUGGACUUACAGGAGAACAUGGUGGAGGAUCUGGAGGAGAAGGUGCGCUCCAGCCGGCGCCACAGGAGGAGCUCGCUGCACCACACACAGCUGCUGGAGAGCCAGAUGAAAACAGUGAAGGGUGAGCUGGUGGGCACGCUGGACCACCUGCAGGAGCUGAGGAACGUCCUGCGGCGCUCCCAGCUGAAAGCAGAGGAACGCAAGGCAGCCAUGGAGAAGCUGGCGGCGGGGCUCAGGUGAAGCACCAGGCUCUGACCACUUCAAGCUUCAAUACCCCAACUGAUCGGACC
Messenger RNA from Trematomus bernacchii (emerald rockcod), 397 nucleotides. RefSeq lists its product as uncharacterized. Bases 42 to 347 code for a protein of 101 amino acids. The record is from RefSeq and is a predicted model, not a curated record. The transcript has 2 exons. NCBI's taxonomy places the organism in Eukaryota, Metazoa, Chordata, Actinopteri, Perciformes, Nototheniidae.